GAAAGAAAGAAAGAGGGAGGGAAGCGCUUCUCGCCGCUGCCGCUGGCUCCGCUUCAGCAAAGCUUUGAGGGAGUUGCAAACGCCGGAGGAGCGGCGGCGGCGGCGGCGGGAGAAAGCAGUGCAGCGUGUGUGUGUGCGCGCUGCUUGUGUGAUGAACGAGCCUCGCUUCCUGCCGUCUUCUGCCGGCUGAGACCUCUUGCACAGGGCUUUGGGUGGGUGGUCCAAGGAGCUGAGGAGAAGAGAGCCGCCGCUGCUGCUGCUGCUGCUGCUGUGCGCCGGGUGACCUUGGCCCAGGAGAGGCUAAUUGCUCUUCAAAAAAGUUACCAGGAGACCUAGCCUUAAGACAUGGCACAAGGAAAUAACUAUGGACAGAGCAACAAUGGGGUCGCUGAUGAAUCCCCAAAUAUGUUGGUGUACAGAAAGAUGGAAGAUGUCAUAGCUCGUAUGCAAGAUGAGAAAAAUGGGAUUCCUAUUCGUACAGUCAAAAGCUUUCUCUCCAAGAUUCCCAGUGUUUUCUCUGGUUCAGACAUUGUUCAGUGGUUAACAAAGAAUUUGUCGAUAGAAGAUCCAGUGGAAGCUCUUCAUUUGGGAACACUUAUGGCAGCCCAUGGUUAUUUCUUUCCUAUCUCAGAUCAUGUUCUAACUCUGAAGGAUGAUGGUACCUUUUAUCGGUUCCAAACACCCUAUUUUUGGCCAUCUAAUUGUUGGGAGCCGGAAAAUACAGAUUAUGCGGUUUACCUCUGCAAGAGAACAAUGCAAAACAAAGCACGGCUUGAGCUAGCAGACUAUGAAGCAGAAAGCUUGGCCAGGUUGCAACGAGCAUUCGCACGGAAGUGGGAAUUUAUUUUUAUGCAAGCAGAAGCACAAGCCAAAGUGGACAAGAAAAGGGACAAGAUAGAAAGAAAAAUCCUUGAUAGCCAGGAGAGAGCAUUCUGGGAUGUACACCGGCCAGUGCCUGGAUGUGUAAAUACGACUGAAGUUGAUAUUAAAAAGUCUUCAAGAAUGAGAAAUCCUCACAAAACAAGAAAGUCUGUUUAUGGAUUACAGAAUGAUAUUCGAAGUCAUAGUCCAACACAUACACCAGUGCCAGAAACAAAAGCUCCAACAGAAGAGCAAUUGUGUCAAGAGAUAAAAUAUUGGCAAAUGCAGCUAGACAAACACCGGUUAAAAAUGUCAAAAGUUGCAGAAAGUCUAUUAACUUACACCGAGCAGUAUGUGGAAUAUGACCCUUUCCUGCAGCCAUCUGAUCCCUCUAAUCCUUGGCUGUCAGAUGAUGCUACUUUCUGGGAAACAGAAAUAAGCAAAGAGCCACAUCAGCAAAGAGUAAAGCGAUGGGGUUUUCGCAUGGAUGAAGCUCUGAAAGACCCGGUGGGAAGAGAACAGUUCCUCAAAUUCCUGGAGUCUGAAUUUAGUUCAGAGAAUUUAAGGUUCUGGUUAGCAGUAGAAGAUCUGAAGAAGAGACCCAUCCGUGAGGUUCCUGUUAGAGUACAGGAAAUCUGGCAAGAAUUCCUUGCCCCUGGAGCACCAAGUGCCAUUAAUCUAGACUCAAAAAGUUAUGACAAAACCACACAGAAUGUGAAGGAAGCAGGGCGAUAUACAUUUGUCGAUGCUCAGGAGCACAUCUACAAGUUGAUGAAAAGUGAUUCAUAUCCACGGUUUAUACGAUCCAGUGCCUACCAGGAAUUACUGCAGGCCAAGAAGAAGUUGGGAAAUACACUGGAUCGCCGAACAUCAUUUGAGAAAUUCACACGGAAUGUGCAUAUAUGAUCAAGUUUCAACAAACUCCAGGCAUGGCUUGAGUCCAUCUGAAAUCUGAAAAAUAGCUAUUAAUUCAGAUGAGAUUUACGGGAACUACUAAGAACAGGGUUUGGAUGUCCAGUCUCCUCACCAGAAGUAUAAUUGGGAUUUGAUGAGAUGUGACAGUAAGGAUAGAAGAAAGGGGUAGGUUGUUGGGAGUUUUAUAUUAGCCAGUUCCUUUGCUUGUCAGGAUGUGAGAACCAAAUGUAAAUUAUGUAUCUUUAUGCUAGUGGAAGAACUAACACAAUGAGAAAUUCUAAAGAUGGUAACUCCACCCACUUAUUAAAAUUAGUGUAUCAAAUGCAUAAGCUCCAGCAGGUUUUCCUUAUAGAAUGUUUCCAGCAGUGGAUCAACAGCAGACGUUCAGUGAGAGAGAAAGUAUUGAGGUGUAUGAAAAAUGACCCUUCUAAUACUAUGUAUGUCACUAGGAAUUGUCUCCUUUUUAAUUAACACAGUGUUUUCUUCCUUUAAUCAAUCUAUUGAUCAUGAAGUUCUAAGAAACAUGAGGAACAUCAAAUAACUAAUUAGGUUUAUAAAAACAUUCCACUCAAUGAAAUGAAUACCAUUUUAAUCUUAUUGUCCUAUUGUUUACUUUCCUUUGCAGAUAUACUUGUAUUAUAUACACUGAUGCCCAUUCUCUGAUUACUGGGCUUCUGUACAAUUGGCUACUAUUAUAAAAACCAGAUACAACUUUAUCUGAUGAGGCAAUUUGGUAGAUAGCAUUACCAGCUGACAUGGCAUACUAACAGCAAAGGAAUCUCCCUAGAGUUAUCUUUUGGCAUCACAAGAUAAUUUGAGUGUGGACGUGGUUUAUUUCAGAAUUUGUGAAAUGGGUGUGAUAGCUUCAAAUAUCUUGUUGAUCUCAGUGUCAAGAAAGUAUAGUUUAGUGUAAUUAUAUAUGAACUUAGAGUAGAAAUUAGAAAAAGGAGAGUUAUAGAAAUUACCUGGAUAAUUUCCAUUAGUGACUCUGAAACUAUCGGGUUUUGGAACUGUAAAACCUCUGUGGUUUUGUAGAAAUAUAUAAAUUGGUGCUGCCCAUUGCUUUCAGCUCUACAUUCUACAUCAUAUGAGAAAUUCAAAUGAUUUUGUUUUUCUCAUCAUAACAACCAUUUGCUAUAUCAUUGAGAUGUCAUUAAUACUUGGCAUUAUUGCUAAUAUAUACAAGUGAUAAUCAUCAAAAGAAAGGAAAGAUCGGAUCUGAUGAUUUUAUAACAAUGUAGAAUUGAUGUUGGGGGGAUUAUAUGCAUUUAAUUAUCAUCAUCAAUAUAAAUGAUGGAUUGCAUUUAAAACGUAAGCCAUCUCAGCAAUAGUGCAUAGUGAAUUAGCCAUUUGAUUGUUUCAACUCAUUGCGUUAAAAUUCAGGGUUUCAUAAUGAAGCUUAGAUCUUCAUUGCUGUCUUCAGAACAUUGAACCUGACAUUUGGACAUUAACAUCAGAUAAAGGGAAAUCUGAAAAUGUGCAGGUGAAAUUGGAUGUUUUUUAGAAUGUAAUUUUAAUGGCUUCCACCGGAUGAAGUGUGAGAGUUCCAAGAAAGUGGUGGUUUUUCAAUCAAGCCUGUGUUGAUCAAAACAGGUCUAUCUCCCCUGAGUUCUUUGCAUUUGGUUCUGAUUCCCUUGAUGAUGAUUGGAAACUGGUUUGGUGAACCAAUUCCAGUGAAUCCCCUCCAGAGGUGGGAUUCACAUACCUUCCCUACCGGUUCACAAAUGUGAGUGUGUGCUUUGCUUGCACAAGCCACCUCUGCGCAUGUACACAGCCUUCUGCGCAUGUGCAGUAGUCGUGCAUUAUGUCCAGGUGGAGUGGGCAGAGCCUCCCGCAGUCACUGCUACUGGUUCAUGAGAUCCGAACGGAACCAGCUGAAUCCCACAACUGAUCCUCUCAUUUUAGGUGGUCUAAAGUUCCACCUAUGCAGUUGUGCCUGAAAUAACAUGAAUGUCUUGCUUGAUACUGCAGCCACCAAGUGAUAUGCUGCUCAUAUCUGAAAGAACCCAAGGACAGGCAACCCAUAUUUAAGGUCACGAUGUGAAAAAUUGUUAGCCGGACAAGUAGGUGCUUGGUAAUGAACUGGGUUUUCAGUGAACAUGCCUCUGUCUUCUGUUUUCUUCUGUUUGUUUGUUUCUAUCUUUUCCUCAGGGGAAAUCGCUUACAUCAAAGAGAUUAACCAGUCUAGUGCAGUCCUACUAAAAGGAUCAUCUUGUAGCAUGGAAGCAGACUCAGUCAUUAUACAUACUUCGUAGCUCACUAAUUGCCUGAAAUCAGAGGACAAUAGAACAAGAUGUUGCAUGAGCAAGGACCUGACCUGUUUUCUUUUGUGUAUAUCAAGGCAUUACAGACUCCAAGGAACUCACUACUGUAAUCUUUUGAUGCCUCCAUUUUGAAAAGUCUCUGCUCACUUUCGCCUUCAUAUCAAGCUGGAUCUGUGUCUAUUUAUUUUCUGCAAUUUCCAGUACAGUUUUUUUUUUAAAAAAGCUUCUGUUAGGCACAAUUUAUUUACAAUGCUGUCAUUCACAAACUGGAAGACAUGUACAAAAAAAGAAUAUAUUAAUAAAUAUACCUAAUAUGGCAUCACAGCUAUUGCACAAUAAAUUAGCACAGAAGGUUCUGUCUCACAGAUGUAUUCACAUCAAGAAAGAAAGUCUGUGUCUUUGUCCGUUGUCUGUAAAUUCUGUUAAUGUUUCUUGCAUUUAUUUUUAUACCAUAUUUUAAGGGGGAAAAAAGAAAUCCUUUUAUUCCAAAUGUAUUAAAACUGAUCUUUUCUCUGUAAAUUUGUGUAUGUUUAUAUUGUUGUUUUAUCUUUCAUUAAAAUAUGCAGAAUCUC
Messenger RNA from Pantherophis guttatus, 4612 nucleotides. NCBI's taxonomy places the organism in Eukaryota, Metazoa, Chordata, Lepidosauria, Squamata, Colubridae. The record is from RefSeq and is a predicted model, not a curated record.